Molecule: messenger RNA, 1539 nt
Organism: Bathycoccus prasinos
Lineage: Eukaryota; Viridiplantae; Chlorophyta; Mamiellophyceae; Mamiellales; Bathycoccaceae
Exons: 1
Coding region: 1-1539 (512 amino acids)
Biological process (GO): spliceosomal complex assembly; protein phosphorylation; regulation of mRNA processing
Molecular function (GO): protein kinase activity; ATP binding
Source: RefSeq, a predicted model, not a curated record
AUGGUCUCCCCUGAACCGACAAAACGUGACGACGAAACCGGCGACGGUUCACCAAUUCGUCAGCGGAAUUCCAAAAACGACGACUUUUCCUCUCCCUCUUUGUCUUCGUCCUCGUCCCCGCGAGGAACGUCGUCCAGAGACGAGGACGACGAUUCAGACGACGACGACGACGACGAUCGCGAAGGCGAGGACGAGUAUAAAAAAGGCGGGUACCACCGCGUUUCCAUCGGGGAUUGCUUUCACGAGAAUCGAUACCGAAUCGAGCGGAAAUUAGGCUGGGGGCACUUUAGCACGGUGUGGAUAGUGAACGAUUUAAAACGGACGACGAAAGAAGAAGAAAAAGAAAAAGAGAUUAAGUUUGAAGAGGAGAAUAAUAAACACACGUACGCGUUGAAGAUACAAAAGUCGGCGUCGCAUUACUUGGAAGCGGCGAGGGACGAGAUUGAGAUAUUGAAGCAGAUUGCGAGCGGACAAAGGAAAGAAAACGAGGACGAUGACGCUACGAGGAAGAAUGAAUACAGCGAGAACGCGAAACACGUGGUACAGUUGGUGGAUUCGUUCGAGCACAUAGGUGAGAACGGGACGCACGUGUGCAUGGUGUUUGAACGUCUGGGCGAUAAUUUGUUGACGCUGAUUAAACGGUACGAUUAUUUAGGUAUUCCAAUUCCAGGCGUGAGGAGAAUCGCGAUUGGUAUUUUGAAAGGGUUGGAUUAUUUGCAUCGCGAGAGGGAAAUCAUACACACGGAUUUGAAGCCAGAGAAUGUCCUUUUAACGAAGUUUUUACCGCCGAAGAUGUCGAAGAGAAGUCGGUCUUCGUCGAGCGUCGCGGCGGUUGGCCAGGCGACGCCGCCGGGGACGACGCCGACGAAGAUGGAGCAGAUGACGAAGGAUUUAGGAAACAUGAACAUGCCAAAUAACAGCGGCGCGAGUAACAAAGAUGAAGACGAUAUCGCGAGAGGAGAACAAGAGCAGAAAAAGUCUGUGGGAGGUGGAAAACCACCGCGUUUCACUCUCUCUCCAGAAGAACUGGAUAACUUAGAUGUGAAAAUCGUGGAUUUAGGUAACGCCUGUUGGACGUACAAGCAAUUCACCUCGGACAUUCAGACGCGACAAUACCGAUCGCCGGAGGUUAUUUUGGGCACUAAAUACGGUGCCGCGUGCGAUAUAUGGUCGUUAGCGUGCGUCAUUUUUGAACUCGUCACCGGUGACGUCUUGUUUGACCCUCGAAGUGGAGAAACGCACGAACGCGACGACGAUCAUUUAGCGCUCAUGAUGGAACUCGCCGGGAAGAAGAUGCCGAAGAAAAUCGCUCUCGGUGGAAAACGGUCGAAAGAUUUCUUUAACCGCUCGUGCGAAUUGAGGAACAUUAAAAACUUGAAGUUUUGGACGUUAGACCGCGUUUUAGUGGAAAAGUAUCGAUUAAACGAGGACGAGGCGAUGGAACUGACGGCGUUUUUGAAGCCGAUGUUGGAUUUCGACCCGAAAAACCGCGCUACCGCAGAGGAGUUGCUGAAACAUCCGUGGUUGAGCACGUACUAG